ACGUGGCACUUGCCAUGUGCCAGAUAGUUUUCUAAUGUUUUAAGAAUGAUAAAUCGCUUAAUCCUCAUAACAACUCUAUGAAGUAGGCAGCAUUCCUCUUCUUACGAAUGAGGAAACUGAGGCAUAGGGAGUUGAGUAACUUGCCUGAGGUCACACGGCUAACAGUCUGUGCUCUCUACCACUACACUCUACUGGUUCUCUGAUGAGAUCCCGUCACUGGUGGGGUGGAAGCAGAGGUUGAAGCAGCCUCAGCGCAGGGAGGGGUUCGAAACUAGGAGCUCCAUGACUCGCUCCAGCUGUGGCGGGAGCUGUUGGGAUGCAUGUGAAUGUGCUGAUGGUCGAUGUUCUGCUUCUCAGAUUGCUGCUUGGAAUCCUGCCACCUGAGCUAUGGUGUCUGUCAGAUCAUUGGGUUGGCUCCAUCCAAUUCACAGCUUUCCCUUGAAGCACUGAUGGUUGUCUCUGGGCGGACACUGAAGAGCGUGUGUUUGGGAGGUUAUAAAACCAGAGACUGUAUUCCCCAACUAGUGACUGAUUACCUGCAAAAUAAAAUUAACAUAGAUCCAUUAAUAACACAUCAGCUGCCUUUUGACCAGCUCCACAAAGCUUUCAAGUUGUACCAUGCUGGAAAAAGCAUCCGCUGUGUUCUGCUCUUCUGAGAUUCCACAGGAUAAAAGGGGCAAGGGCAUCCUUGGGGACUUCCUUCCUUUCCUGUUUCACCUUCCUGAUUGUUCCAGUGCAGUGGAAAGAGGAGCAACAGAGAUGGGAAUACAGCAAGAUGCUGCAAAAUGAAAUUUUUAUCUUGAAUGUAAUUAU
Molecule: messenger RNA, 813 nt
Organism: Equus quagga
Lineage: Eukaryota; Metazoa; Chordata; Mammalia; Perissodactyla; Equidae
Product: alcohol dehydrogenase 1-like
Exons: 3
Coding region: 342-656 (104 amino acids)
Biological process (GO): retinol metabolic process; retinoic acid metabolic process
Cellular component (GO): cytosol
Molecular function (GO): all-trans-retinol dehydrogenase (NAD+) activity; zinc ion binding
Source: RefSeq, a predicted model, not a curated record